Acanthopagrus latus (yellowfin seabream) is the source of this 3078-nucleotide messenger RNA. RefSeq names its product autophagy related 14 (gene atg14). The transcript has 11 exons. Gene Ontology annotation, biological process: mitophagy; cellular response to starvation; autophagosome assembly. Bases 326 to 1852 code for a protein of 508 amino acids. NCBI's taxonomy places the organism in Eukaryota, Metazoa, Chordata, Actinopteri, Spariformes, Sparidae. Gene Ontology annotation, cellular component: mitochondria-associated endoplasmic reticulum membrane contact site; extrinsic component of phagophore assembly site membrane; extrinsic component of omegasome membrane. The record is from RefSeq and is a predicted model, not a curated record.
GUGUGUGUGUGUGUGUGUAUGUGUGUGGUUGAUGAUGAUGUUGUUGAAGCUGCGGUGGUCCCUCGACUCCGCCUACAGCGUGACGUCACUACAGGAAGUGGCGGACUCAUCGUCUCCUCAUCAAAACAAAAACAUCGGAGUGUUCUCGGCUCGCGGAGCUUUUAGAACAUGACAGCGGGGAACAGGACGACACUCGGCCGUCACUGGAGCCUCGUGGAGCGGUAGAGAGCGCCGAGUCCAGCGGCUACUUUGUGUUAGCUUUAUAAAGCUAGCGUUUAGGUUAGAUUAACAGGUUAGCUUAGUUAGCUCUUAGCACUCCUCCUCCAUGGCGUCCUCCGCAGGACUCCCACCGCUCGGCCCGGACCGGGCUGCUUCAUCCUCCGGUCCUCCCUUAGGGGGGAGAACGCCUCUCCGCCCCUGUCCCCCCCAUCCGGCUCACUCUACCCCGGGCUGUGUGAUGGUGGAGUCGGUGGACGACGCGGAGGGUCUGUACGUGGCGGUGGAGCGGUGCCCCCUGUGCAGCACGUCCCGCCGCAGGCUGACCUGUGCCCGGUGCGUCCAGGCCGGGGACUUCGUGUACUUUGACGGGAGGAACACUGAAAGAUAUAUUGAAAAGUUGGAGCGACUGAAGAAGCUGCAGGAGGAGAAGGAGCAGCUGCAGCACAGAGUAAUCCGGUCCAUGGACAGGAAGCUGCAGGCGGAUGAGAUGAAAUGGAAGAUCAUGUCCUGUAAGAUGAAGAUCGAGCAGCUGAAGGAGGCGGUCGCCGGGGGCAACGACGAGAUGAAGAGCGAUAAGGAGCUGCUCCUGCGCUCUCAGGAGGAGAGUCAGCGGCUGCAGCGCCGGGCCGGACGUCACCAGGAGAAACGGGACAAGAUCGAACGUCACAACCGUCGUCUCGGGGAGCUGCUGGAGAGACGCAGCCGCGAGCUGACGAGCCGGCUGAGUCAGCUGGCCGCUCUGAGACGAGAACACAUCCUGGAGCUCACCACACACAUGUUCCCCACGCAGGAGGAGAAGCAGGGCAGCAGAGACCCCGCCGAUGUUGUGGCGGAGUGUGACCCGGCGUUGACGUCGAGCACGGUGAGCGAGCUGGCCGAAGCUCGGAGGACCACCUACCUGUCGGGCCGCUGGAUCUGGGACGACCAGAACGGAGAGACCAGCAUCAGCAUCACUGGCCCCCCCGUCACCCUGCCCAGCAACGGAGACUGCUCCGCCUACUACAGCUGGGUGGAGGAGAAGAGCACCAAUCAGGGCCCAGAGCUGGACCACAUCAACCCGGCUCACACCAUCAGCGCCGCCCUCUGUUACGCCACACAGCUCGUCACCAUCCUGUCUCACAUCCUGGACGUCAACCUACCCAAGAAGCUCUGCAACAGUGAGUUCUGUGGAGAGAAUCUGAGCCGGUACCGCUUCACCAGAGCUCUGAGCAAACUCAACACCAACAUCCUGCACCUGUGCUUCUCCCAGCACGUGGACAGUGAGAAGCUCCACCCCCAUCACACUCUGAGGAACAUCAUGUUCCUGGUUUCCCCCGACAACGACAACCUGGGCAGGACCGGUCCCUUCGAGGUUAGCGCUGACCUGGAGGAGUCGAUGGAGUUCGUGGAGCCGGAGGCGGCAGGGCCGGCGGAGGAGAGCGGAGACGAAGCAGUGACGGACGAAGAGACGGACUUGGGGACGGACUGGGAGACGGUGCCCAGUCCACGGUUCUGUGACAUCCCAUCACAGUCCAUGGAUCUUUCCCAGAGUGCAUUGCAGGUUUCCCAGCCAUCUGCUAACACUGGAGGGAUGAUCUCAUCUGCUGCUGCCUCCGUCACUUCCUGGUUCAGAGCGUACACCGGGCAGCGCUGAUCUUACCGGACAGGAACUGGUACCAGGACAAUGGGACAUGGACCGUUCUGGACUGGAACUGCUGGAGGUCUUGGACUAUGAGCUGGUUUUGGUGCAGACUGGACAGGGUCAGAGGUCAGAGGUCAGAGCUGGCAGGUCAGAAGAUCAGGAUUAUGAAUCAAACACAGAUGAGUCAGACUCCUUCAGCUUAGUCCAGGUUCACCAGAGUCCAGGUUCCAGACACAUAAACACAUCUGUGUUGUAUUGAUUUGUUCUAAUUUAAUUCAAGUUUUAUUAACAUCCAGUGACACGCACAUACACACGCACGCGCGCGCACACACACACACUGAAUUGAACCUCGUUCACUCUCCUUAUUUGUGGUUGAUAAUCAAUAAUCAUGUAAUAAAUGGUUUAUAAUCAAACUGUAAUCUGUGUUUAACAGAACUCUGGAUCAGAUCAGAACCUUCUUUGUCCGUUGAUGCAGACAAUCAGUGAGUGUUAUUAAUCAGCUCAGUGAGUAUUGAUUCAGCAGAUAAUCCAUGUAUGGGAACUGAUCGGGACGGAUACGAGAUGUCAGAACAAACACCCUGCGGUGCUGGAAAUCCUCAAAAGAGGUUGAAUGUUUUCAGGUCUUUAAAUUAUGACUGAGAGAUUGUUAAUAUUCAAUCUGUAGGUGAAGCAACAAAACUGAUCAACACUAACGAUCAGACAUCCGACAAACGUUUAUUUAUGAUUCAAAGACUUCAUUAUAUAAUUAAGAAGCUGUUAUAAACCAUUUAUCAUGUUUAUCUGCUGCUUAUAAUGAAGAACGAGGUGUUCAAGUGUCAGAAUCUUCUCACCUGUCUGUCUGUCAGCCUGUCUGUCAGCCUGUCUGUCAGCCUGUCUGUCAGCCUGUCUGUCUCUCUGCUCACCACAAAGGGAAACUGUCGGCAUUUAUUUUUCAAAUUUGCUUUGAUUUUCUUUUAUUGAUGGAUGAGACAAGGAGAGAAUCGGACUCCUGAACUCUGCUGUCGCUGUGACGGCGACCAUGUUCACACACACAAACACUGGUUGCCAUGGUGAUAAAGACUCGCUUCACGCUGGACAACAAAACAGAGACUGGACCGACUCUGGUUCAGAACUGAGAGAUGGAUCGGAUCAGACGGAUCGUGUUGAAGACAGAACUUUGUUUCUUCUGUUUUAAAAAGUGAAUGUUUCUCUGUUGCCAUAAAAAAGUUUGAACUCCAAUAAAAUCCUGUUUUCUGAGA